CGAGAGAACCUGCCGCCUGCCUGCCGCCUGUGUGCUGCGCUGCUGGUUUGGGACUUGGACUCCACACUGCACACUACGCGCUACGCUACCUUCGCCCCUCUUCACCACACGGCACAACGCGGAAAGCAAGGCUCGCGGCGCCACGGCAACGCUGACGCUGAGGGCUGCUGCAGGAACCCUCCCCGGCCAAAGCUAUCGUAUCGCCCUCCUUCUCGCAGGGAGAGAGAGCCUCGCAACCAGACCCGACCUAGGGCUUCCGGACACUAGCGGAAGCGGAGAGGACGGCACAACAAAGCGCGAGCCGCGAUCACCCCUCCCACCACACCCUCCGCGGCACACAACCAGCCAGCACCAACCACCCCGAACCAACAACAACAACAACCACAACAGAAAACAACCAAACGAAAUGCAGCUUUCGAAAAUACUAUCGCUGGCGGCAUUGGUGCUGGGGUGCGUGGUGCUGGGCAGCCGGGCGGACCCGCAGGCAAACCAGGCGGCGGCGGACCCAUCGAAGGCGAACCGGAACAGUCUGCUGCUGCGGCGGAACAACGUCGGACGGCCGCUGGGAAGAACGACCGCGACGACCACCACCACGACGACUGCGUCGCCCGACUAUGCAGAGGACGAGUACGCCGACAACUACGACGAGGGCAAGGGAGAUCAGGGCGAUGGUGGCGAAGAAGAUGCGGCAGAUGGUGGUGGUGGUGGCAAGCAGGCGACGACCACGACGACGACGACCGAGGCGCCCAAAAAGAUCCGGCCCAGCAUUCGCCCGUUCCGGAGCAACGACGAUCUGUUGAGCGCGCUCAAGAAGCGGCGCGAGGAGUCGAAGAACAGCAAACCGGCCGCCGCGCUGCCGAAGGAGAAGGUGUACGACGGCGACGAGGCGCCGGCCGUAGCGGCCGCGCCCAUCGCCAAGCCCGCGAAAGCUCCCGCAAUCGGUAAAAUUGCAGAUAAUAUAGUAUUUUCCUUCACGAAACCAUCGAACAAGCGGCGCUUCGGGAACGGUGCGACCGGACGGAAGGAUACGGCCGGGGAGCCGGCAUCGGGCGACACGGCGCACGGCCAGGGACCGGACCAGGGAGACGACGGCAGUAGCAGCGGUGGCGGUAGUGCGGCCUCCAAGUCGUUGAUCGGGCGCCUCGGUCGAUCGCGGUUCGCGCUGAAGCAGUGAGUGGGCUGAAACGAGGCAGUAGGCAGUAGUAGGUAGGAAGUAGGCAAGUGACAAAGGCAAGACAGACGUGUGCAACUUACUGUGUGUGUGGCGCGUGACAGGGAGACCCGGAUCAGCUCCAGGAUCUUCGUUCGGAUCAGCGGUUCGUCAAGGGAUCAUCCGCGGCGGAGGGAACCGUGCGCGCCGCUUGGUGCCACCGCGGCCCCGAUGUGUCCACCAGCCUGUCAUCCCGCUCUUCUCCACUCCUAGACCCCCCUCCCCCACCACCAAACCUUCCCUUUCCCACCACUACACACGCGGUUCAGCUUCAGCAGCCACCAACUUCCGUUCCGACUUCUUACUCGGUGUAUUUUAAAAUAUCAGUUUAUUUUAUUCUCCGGUGGAAAUAAAAUGUACGAUUCCGU
Messenger RNA from Anopheles cruzii, 1578 nucleotides. RefSeq lists its product as uncharacterized. The transcript is spliced from 6 exons. The record is from RefSeq and is a predicted model, not a curated record. NCBI's taxonomy places the organism in Eukaryota, Metazoa, Arthropoda, Insecta, Diptera, Culicidae. The coding region runs from base 407 to 1174 and encodes 255 amino acids.